Messenger RNA from [Torrubiella] hemipterigena, 3943 nucleotides. NCBI's taxonomy places the organism in Eukaryota, Fungi, Ascomycota, Sordariomycetes, Hypocreales, Clavicipitaceae. The record is from the annotation of a GenBank genome assembly.
GACAGGCGCUGGGUCGCUCCCUGUCAUUUCCCUGCCGGCCGUAUUAAGCUCCUGCCCACCCACGUACCCUGGCUGCCUUCGCCCAUGUCCCGUACCACCACAACAUCCAAACGGAGAAAGCGCUACUGGUCGUUUCUGCAACUCGCACAGGAGGCGUCGUGUGUCAUUCCCUCUUAUUGCGACGACUUCUUUUCUUUUUGCUGCUGCUUGUGAGGCUGAGUAUCCCUCGUUUCUGGUGCAGCAGCCGUGUUCCACCGCCUGGACGAUACGAUUAACCGUGUUCAAAGAACUGCGACUCGGCCGGGACAUCGCCUUCCCGCUGCUCUCAGCUUCGUAUACGCUCACGACAACCGAUAACCGACGUUGCCUGCCACUGCCUCCAGCCGUUGCUCGCACUACAGUCUCUGCGCGCCGCGUGCAAUUCGUCUCGUAGUCCUCCGCUCUAGCGCUGCGCGUUUGGAGCUUACAUCUCCUUCCUCACAACCCAACCAUCUCCGGCACCGCUCUCGAAUGGAUCCGCUGGCCAACUCGCCACUCACGACGUAGCGCCUAGACGCCAACCACAACAAAACUCUACUGCUUGCUAUAAAGAGCGCCGUACCAUGGCGUCCAACGACGGUAGCCGCGGCCAUACAUCGCCGUCUGCCUCGCCGGCAUUGGGACCGCUAGCUGGUCUCGCGCCUCCUGCUCGCGGACUCGACUCAACACCACAGCUGCCUCAUCACCAACUACCAACACAUCCGUCGCCCUCGUCGCACGUUUUGCCGGCUUCGGCCUCCAUGCACACCAAUCAAAUCAUUACCCCGUCGAAUCAGCGAAGCGUCAAACGCCCUCGACCCGUCAAGUCGUGCACAGAGUGCCGUAAGCGAAAGCUGCGAUGCGAUCGCUUGCUGCCCUGCUCCCAAUGCCAAAAGUCCAGUCGACACUGCCGAUAUGCCGCUGACCAAGACUCGAAUAACCUCUCGGAUGUCUCCGACACUGAAGUUGCCGAUCCGAACCGGCCCAUGAAGCGCAAUUGCCCACCAGGCACCACGAUAACGCCGAUAAUAUUUGCCCCAGACGGUCCGCAUACUUCAUAUCCGACCAAGAAUGGUGAUGGCCAGGGCACGCUGGAGGAACUUACAAGCCGUAUGGAACGGCUGGAGAAGCAGAUGAUGGGCCGUAGUCCAGCUGCCACGGAACUAAGCAUUGGUCGAGUCUCGGCUGCCCCAAGCAGCACCAUUCGUGGUCUCAGCAUCAAGAACAAGGGCACCCGAACCCGCUACUUUGGACAGAAUGCGCCGCGUGUCAUGUUAAACUUGUUUUACGACGCCAAAGCUUUCCUCGCCCACCACAAAGCAAUCCCCGGAGCCCAAGAGGUUCUGAUGAAUUUUCGCGCGUUGAACGCUUGCAUCAAGGACGAGUACGAGAGUGCGCUGGCGCCUAUUACCGUCUUUGUCGACUCCAUGAUGCCCAUCCAGACGCGAAUGCGUGACAUUCUCCCUAAAAAGGACGUUUGCGACAGGCUAGUCAAGACAUAUAUCGACACAUCGGAAACCCUCUACCGUAUUGUCCACCUGCCGACGUUUAUGAAGGAGUAUACUACGUACUGGGAUGGGCGGCUGCAGUCCGAAACCUUUCUCCCCAAACUGCUCUCCAUCUUGUCCACGGCCUCGCGAUUCGACACAAAGUCUAGGGGCCUUGGCCAUGAGCGCGUGGAGGGUGUGCAUAUCCCAACUGCCUGUGCCUUGGUCAGGGCAUGGCUCGACGGGCGCAAGAGCAAGCAGCGGGUGGACUUUGAGGCUUUGCAGGUUGAAGUCCUAUUGGUUCACGCAAAGAGGAUGUUUACCCAGCAGUAUCAAGACGUCUGGUUUGGUGCUGGCCAAAACGUCCGCCUAGCCAUGACCAUGGGCCUGCAUCGUGACCCCUCAGAGUCCGAACCCCGGCUGUCCGUCUUCCAGGGCGAGAUGCGAAGGCGCCUGUGGUACACCAUCUUGGAUGUUGACGUGCACAUGUCCAUUGCUACCGGCCUUCCGUGUGUCCUCCGCGAAGGCGACUUUACAACUAAGCCGCCCCGAAACAUUGACGACGUUGAGCUCUAUGAAAGCAUGACGGAGCUUCCCCCAUCCCGGCCAAUCGACCAAGUCACCGAUAACCAGAUGCAGGUGCAUGCCGCAACCACGCUACUAACACGAAUGAAGGUUGCCCAUUUGAUCAAUCGCAUAGACUCUAUCAAAGACUACUCUGAGGUUCUCGAAGUUGGCGCUAAGCUAGACCGGUAUCUGGAGGACAUCAAUUUCAUCUACCCGCGAAAGGGCGACCUCGACGAUGCACAACGAAGUAAGAUGUGGCGCCGGCGCGUUGUUCUCGACAUGCAUGUUCGAAGACCACUGCUGGCUCUAUAUCGACCUCUGGCAUUGGGUGUCGUGGACGUGCCGCGUCAAAUCUUCCGCGCAUACCUCCGAUCCUGUAUGGUCAUUCUCAAGUACCUCGACGAGAUCGACCCGCGGCUGCCGCACUUUGCAGCUGUUGCCUCGAUGUAUCACCAAAUGCUCAAGGUGGAUAUUAUCCAGUGUAGCAUCAGCGUGUGCUAUUACAUUCAGCUUGCCACACGGCCGAGUGUUGAUAAUGUUGCACUUACGCAGCACGCAAUGAGAAUGUCGCCGGAUAUUCCCGAAGACGUCACGCACCAGGUACAGGAACCAUUGCCCCUCUGGUCCACAACUACACUUAUCCAUACCGUGGAGAAGACGAUUGACCUGCUGGCCAACCACAACAGCGGCAGUGAUACCAAAGCCAUUAUGAGCGCCGCUCUCGCUCUUGAGUGUUCCAGACGUGGUGAUCCGCGCAGCGAAGAGAUUGUUGCUGGCCUCUUUGCUGUGUUUGACCUUUGUCUGCGAGGAGCCAACCUGACGCAAGACCGCAUCCACACUGCCUCGCGAAUCCGAGUCGACACGAUGCAGCGAGAUGCUCAUAUGCGCGGACUGGAUCCCAGUGGCAUCAAAGACCCUACCAUGAUUACCGACUUUGGAAGCUGGAUCAUCUGGGACGGUUGGGAGUGAUGAUGCCUAACUCAUUCGCUAACAAAACGUUCUCUCAGUUCUGUUUUUCUUUGUUCUUUCUGUGUUGCCGUGCCUUUUGUUUUUACCGUGGGGACUGGUGGCGUUGCUAGGUCUGAUAUUAUAUCCGAUAGACUAUUUUCUUCAUGGGGGCGUAUUUGAGAGCUUUAUCUUUUUCUAUUUUGCAGAAAAAUACCAAGCUGACAUAGGAAACGGUUGGGAGCUUUUAGACAUGGCUGUAAUAUUAUAUCAAUAUUAUGUUUCAUUGUUUUCUAAGUAAAAAAAGACAUGAUUGUACAAUUUAUAUUCUAUUGUGAAAUUCCAAAACGCGCAGCAAAACAUAACAUAUCAAAACUUAGUUGACGAGGACAGGCGACUUGCCAUCCCAUUCGUGAGAUUCGGCAGCACGUACAAGCCACUCGCCAACAUCUUGUCUGCCAAUAGCUGCGGACCAGGACAAGCCCUUGCCGUUGUCUGGAAGAACCGUUACGCCCUUUGAGGGAGUCUCGGUGAGUCUAGCGGGGCGAGCAAGAACAAAGAUAAGGCCGCUUUCGCGAAUGAGUUUGUCCAUGUUGUCGUGGUCACGAAUGGUGAGGAUCAUGGUGCUCAUGCGGAAGAUGAGCUUGAAGGGCAGUGGCAUGUACGACCACGACGAGCCGACGCCGAGCGAAGAGUUGACGACAAUUUUGGGACGGUUCUGAGUGCCAUAGACGUUGCGGAUAGCGUCAAGGAGGAUUCUGGCCGUCGACUCGAGCAGGUCCUCAGGUGACUCUGGGGCAAGUGGUGCGAACGGGCUCUCGCUAGUGCGGCGUGGGUUGAUGGUGGUGAUGACCACUUGGGGCUUGAUGGGUGUGGAGAGGGCCGUCUCGACAUCCUUUUGGGAGGUCACGGUGCCUUUGAUGAUG